Messenger RNA from Solea solea (common sole), 2225 nucleotides. RefSeq lists its product as uncharacterized. NCBI's taxonomy places the organism in Eukaryota, Metazoa, Chordata, Actinopteri, Pleuronectiformes, Soleidae. The record is from RefSeq and is a predicted model, not a curated record. Gene Ontology annotation, biological process: actin cytoskeleton organization; positive regulation of Arp2/3 complex-mediated actin nucleation. Bases 281 to 1969 code for a protein of 562 amino acids. The transcript has 11 exons. Gene Ontology annotation, molecular function: actin binding; protein kinase A regulatory subunit binding; Arp2/3 complex binding. Gene Ontology annotation, cellular component: cytoskeleton.
UCGACGCUCGUCAGUUCCACGGACGCUACCGUGGAAACAACCUCAAUCUAAUCCACAGCUGCGCCGCGCUCAAGGCCCACAUUUCUUCUUUUCAAAGGCUUUCCGUCUCCUCCUCCUCCUCCAUCAUCCAUCCAUCCGUUCAUCCGUUCAUCCACCCACCUGUGCUCCUCCGAACAUGGAGCUGAAAUAAAAUGCGAAGCCGCGGCGGAAGAAAAGGAGCAUUCAAAUUAACGAAAGACGCAGAAAAAAAAGACAGAAAAGGACGAAGGCGUAGAGCAGCAUGCCGCUGGUGAAGAGGAACAUCGAGCCGAGGCACCUGUGCCGCGGGGCGCUGCCCGAUGGAGUGACCAGUGAGCUGGAGUGUGUGACCAACAGCACGCUGGCAGCCAUCAUCAAGCAGCUGGGCAGCCUGAGUCGUCAUGCAGAGGACAUAUUUGGUGAACUCUUUAAUGAGGCCAACAGCUUCUACCUGAGGAUGAGCGGUUUACAGGAGAGAGUGGACCAGCUGGCUGUGAAAGUCACACAACUCGACUCCACUGUGGAAGAGGUCUCCCUGCAGGACAUCAACAUGAGAAAGGCCUUUAAGAGCAGUACCAUUCAGGACCAGCAGGUGGUGUCGCGAACUUCAGUCCCCAACCCCGUGGUGGAGAUGUACCAUCGCUGCGACAAACCUCCCCCGCUCAACAUCCUCAGUCCGUACAGAGAUGACAAGAGGGACGCUCUGAAGUUUUACACCGACCCCUCGUACUUUUUCAACCUGUGGAAAGAGAAGAUGCUGCAGGCCACCGAGGACAAACGCAAAGAGAAGAGACGGCAGAAGGGCUGUGCUGCCCACCCCGACAGGCCCCACUCCAGACAGGCCCCACCCAGGAGCCCCCUGUCCAUCUCUGAGCAGCAGAAGCAGGUUGAAGAUCCGGGCAGAGAGGUGAAGAAGGUGCGCAAGGCUCGUAAUCGGCGUCAGGAAUGGAACGUUUUGGCCUACGAUAAAGAGUUCAGACCGGACGCGAGGCUCACGCCCUCACCUUACCAUGGCAUGUCCUCAGAAGGCUCCCUGUCCCCAGAUAGCAGAUCAAUGGCGUCGGACUCCUACCCAGCCAGCCCCAACCACCCAUCCACCCAGACCCCCAGCGCCGCCCACCUCGCUGACCACCACGCCAGGGAUCACCUCAGCGCCACGGCACAGACUCAGUCGCUGGACCGCGGCCUCAGGCCAGCCAACCAGCCUCCCGGGCCUGGAGGGCCUGCGGCGGCGGGGAGGAACGUGGCGUCCCUGGGUCGGACCCCCUCUGGACACGGGGUCCCGGCUGGUGGAGACUCGACCGUAAACGGGCCGAGGCAGCAGUUAGUGAAGGAUUACCGGGCUGGACACGGUGGUCAACCCUCCACCAUCCCGGAGUACUACAUCCCACCGGCUCCGCCCCCGCCACCUCCGACCAUCCCCUCCGCACAGACGGCGUUUGACUCCACCACGUCUCCGCCCUCAGCUGCUGCUGCCGCCGCCGCCGCCGCUGCGUCCGCCGUUCCCCCAAACUCCGCUGCCCUCUCCCGCCCUUACUCUCCGUCUCCUCCUCCUCCCCCGGCCAACUACGUGCCGUCUCCCUCUCACCCGCCGUCAGGCGCGCCGCCCGCUGCUCCCCCGCCGCCACCGCCUGGAAUGCCCGCUGGACACCUGGUGCACUCGCCGCCUCCGCACGCUGCCAUGGGCCAGCAGGCGACUGCCGACGCGCCACCCAUGACGAGGAAGUCCACCAUGAUCGGGAUGAUCCCAAUGAGCGACGCCCGCUCCGACCUGCUGGCCGCCAUACGUAGAGGUAUCCAGCUGAGGAAGGUCCAGGAGCAGAGGGAGCAGGAGGCGAAGAGGGAGCCCGUGGGCAACGACGUGGCCACGAUCUUGUCGCGCCGCAUCGCCGUGGAGUACAGCGAGUCCGACGACGACUCCGAGCUCGACGAGAACGAGUGGUCCGACUAAAACAAAAAAAGAAAAAAGAAAAACAAAACUGGGCUGUGAAUGAUUGUGAACGCUGUGGUGAUGAUGAAUGGGUUACUUUAAUCACUGAUGCAUCGUUACAUUGACAAACAUCCUCUCUGAAUAUUAAGCACUUCAACUGACGACACUCAUUUAUUAGAGCACUCUCCCACCUCCGUCCACUCAUAUUUAACCACUCACUAAAUGCACCGAGCUCUUUCUCUGCACAGGUUUUGACUUUUAAAGUGUAGGCAGGCGA